Clunio marinus is the source of this 204-nucleotide messenger RNA. NCBI's taxonomy places the organism in Eukaryota, Metazoa, Arthropoda, Insecta, Diptera, Chironomidae. The record is from the annotation of a GenBank genome assembly.
AUGAAUCUUGAUCGGAACACGUUGUUAAUCCUUGAAGAGUUAAAAACUGUAAUGAGAACUCUGUCCAUCACCAAGCGAUUAUUUCGCCUUACAUACGACAGUAAAGGUGAUGAAAAACGAAUACUUUGCGCAAGAAUUUUAGUAGAAAACGUGAUUGGUUUAAUGAACCAUAAACAGCUUUUAAAAAUUGGUCCUUCAUACUGA